AUGCCGACUCAAUGCCUUCAUGAAAGGCAUACAAUCGCCACCAACCUAGCAACUCAUGCAUCGCAGCCUCGAUACGGCUCUCAGGCGGAGGCUUGCCCCAAUGGCUCGUUCCCUGCGGUUCAGCAGCUAGCCCAGUCAACGCCUCAUAGCGAAACAAUCAACGCUGCCGUCACGGAGGAACACAGCCGGAAGUGGUAUCGAAUGGCCCGGUCUCGACCGAUUGCUCGCGACCAAACAGCAACCCAUGACGCCAAACUGGCAGUCCUUCGGGUCUUAAGCGAAGCAUUCGAACAGGCAGCCAAGCAGUUCACGUCCGACGCCAAAAACAGCAUCGCCAAGCAAAUUGCCACCAAGUUUUUGAACUUCUGGAACCAAUCGCUCGCCGAGUUUGAUGAACCACCGAAACCCACGUACAGCAGCGUCCUCGCCUCCGGCAGAAAGCCCCAAGGACAGCUGGCCGUUACGGCCCCCGCCCCACUACAGCGAAAACAACAAACCGCCACUCGCCUCCAAGGGCGACCACCCGUGACCCCACCCAAAGAGGACCUCCGUGUCUUUGUCCGACUUGACGCUGAUGCUCCGGCCCGAAAACAUGAAAGAUACGCAAUCCGGACCCACGUCGCCGCUAGAGUCGGUAUCGACCUGCGCCGCGUCCCGGCGGCCUUCCCGGUAAACACGGGUUGGGCCAUCCAGGCAUCGGACAAGGCCACGCGCGACAUGCUCGUGCAGCGACAGCUCACGGACCUACGCGGUAUCGAAAUAAACUACGACGUGGCGGUUCGUGAAGAGAUCGUCUGCCAGACAGGGCUUGAGCCCCUCAGUGGUCAGAACAUAUUGUUCCAUUUUCAGACAGCUCUUCUAUCAGACAUUGGGUUCUAG
Hirsutella rhossiliensis is the source of this 879-nucleotide messenger RNA. Its product is annotated as Endonuclease/exonuclease/phosphatase. The transcript is spliced from 4 exons. The record is from RefSeq and is a predicted model, not a curated record. NCBI's taxonomy places the organism in Eukaryota, Fungi, Ascomycota, Sordariomycetes, Hypocreales, Ophiocordycipitaceae. The coding region runs from base 1 to 879 and encodes 292 amino acids.